GUCUUCUUUUUGGGCUCGGUCAAGACGUCACGACACAUCAUCUGUACCACAGCUCAUUUUCGCCGCGAAGAGCCUCCUCUGCAGCUAGGGAGCCAGGCUGGAGCUAGGGAGUAACAGAGCAGCAGCCAGUCGUGUGCGGGAGGAGUGCGGGGACGGCGGCGGCGUGCCAGCAGGAAGACCGCGCUCAUCAUGUCUUCCGAGGUCUCAGCGAGAAAUCCAGAGUUGCUCAAGGAAGAAGACACGGCUCGCCCAAAGUUCGUCAAUCGCGGUUUGCUUCGGUGGGAGAGGGAACGGAAAGCUUGGCUCGCGGGGGGUACCGGCGGGCCCGUCGGCAGGCGAAGGGCUCGAGCGCGCACGAUGGACGUGGACGAGGUGAUCGACGACCUGUUCUCGGGGCGAGGAGGCACGGGUAACCUCCCGCAGUCGGUCCCACUCCCUCAGAUGAUCGACCUAUUGGUGGACCUCUGGGAAGCGGAGGGUCUUUUCGACUGACUCGUUGACCGUGCUGUCUUUGGUUGUUGGGUGGGUGUGAAGACGCGGCGAGAGUUCGCUUUCUCUUUUUCUGGUGCGAAUGGAUGGACGGACUGACGCCGUUUCCGAUCUUGGGAGGCGGCCGGACUGAAUGAACACCGUUCGAGUGAUGUUGGAAAAAAUUGGCUGAAAGCUCAUUCGGGUGGAUGGAAAUUGGACUGGACUCUGGAUGGGACCACUGGGAGCAGACGCCCGGAGGGGUUCCUCCGGAAAGACCAUACGUCUAGGAUCGUUCUUGUAUGCGAUGCCUUCACGUUGACGCAAGUCGUGGUAAAUAGGUAUAUUAUGUGUGUCCUGUUCGUGUUGUCGUUUUCUUUGCGUGUUUUUUGUUCGUGGUGGAGAAGGUUGAACGGGGGGGCAAAUGGUGGGCCGAGGGGGGGCAAGAGAGAGAGAGAGAGAGAGAGAGAGAUACCCACUUGCUGCGUCAGUUGAUGUUCCGUGUUUUGAAAUGCUUGAUGUUCCCUUUUUUUUCAAAGAAUAUCAAGCAUUUCUUGGGGUGUGGCUUAUUCGUGUAGCGUCACGACUCGCACCUGUACCUGUCCAGCCUGCCUCCGAAAUCCGAAAGUUUGACGGUUAGAGUCCAGCCCUACUGUGAGAUGCUGCGUGCCCCGUACGUACACGUCAGAGCUCCAUAUCGUUCCUGGGUACACUAGAGACCUCUCUGCUAAUUUUGUACGAUUACGACUUCCUUUUGUGCUUCUGUUAGGAAAAAUCCCGGCCCUUCCCGUCGCCUUUUAACCCAAACCCAGACGUAGGUAGGGUGUUCAGUUCCAUUCAAUCUC
Molecule: messenger RNA, 1313 nt
Organism: Ectocarpus siliculosus
Lineage: Eukaryota; Phaeophyceae; Ectocarpales; Ectocarpaceae
Source: the annotation of a GenBank genome assembly